GGGGUAUAUGAGCCAUGGAGCUCUGUACAUAAUUUCACUCUUAUUGGAUACAGUGGGAGAGAAAUUAUUUAAAGGAAGAACAAACGAGAAGUAAAGGAAAAUAUAAGCAGAGUCCCUGCUGCUCCUCUUUCCCUUCUGCUUUGUCCACACGAGGCAAGCAUAGUUUUGGGACCCAGGAUGAGAAAGAUGGAGGGCUGGACUUUGAUUAUGAGCCUCUUAUGUACUACACUUGCUAUUCCACUACCCCAACAUCCUGGUUUUAUCAAUUUCAGCUAUGAGGUAAUGACACCUUUGAAAUGGUACCAGGGUGUAAUGGGACACCAGUAUCCACGUUAUGGUUACGAGCCAAUGGGAGGAUGGAUGCACCACAGUCCAGGGUCAAUGAUGCACCAAGCUCCCUUUCAAACUCUCCAUCCAAUGCCACCACCUCUCCACCAGGUGCAGCAACAGCCUCCUCUGAACCCACACAUGCAGCUACCUGGGCAUAACACACUUGUGCCAAUGACUGGGCAGAGUACAUUAACGCCACAGUAUCAACCAGCUCAUGCAGGUCCAGUUCACCAGCCAUUUCCACCAGUUGCAGGAGAGGCACCGAUGCAACCUCAACUACCAGCACAUCCAAAUCAGCCAAUGCACCCUCAGCUACCAGCACAUCCAAAUCAGCCAAUGUUCCCAAUGCAGCCACUGCCUCCACUGAUGCCAGAUACACCUCUUGAAUCAUGGCCAGUACCCGAUAAGACCAAGCAAGAAGAAGUGGAUUAAAAGAGCCAGAACACAAUGAGAAGAAGCAUCCAGACACAACCCCUUGCUUCUGAGGACCCAUUGUUAUUUCAGUCAGCAAUACAUACGUCUAUUAACCCAAGUUCUUAGUGAAUGCUGUAGCUAGAAAGGAAACAAUGUAGCAUAUAAUUAAA
This is a messenger RNA of Pogona vitticeps (central bearded dragon), 914 nucleotides long. NCBI's taxonomy places the organism in Eukaryota, Metazoa, Chordata, Lepidosauria, Squamata, Agamidae. The record is from RefSeq and is a predicted model, not a curated record.